UCUCUUCCUGAUUUGCUACCUCUGUAUCUCCUUCUCUCUCCAUAAUAUCGUUUCACCCAUUGUUUCCGGCGAUUGCUUGUCUCACUAUUUUAACAUAAACCCAUCUUGUGUUGCCUCUUUUCAGUCUGAUCACUCCUGAAAAACAAUUUGAUUCCCAAAGAAGAUGCGGAUUGUAAUCAAGUUUCCCCAUCUGAGUUUCCACAAAUCAGGUCAUCAACUGCUUCAAUUUGAUUUUACUAAAUUAGCAGUCUAAUCCAACAAAUUCAAUCAUAAAUUUCGUUUUGUGUGCGAUAUGGGCGAAAGAACAAGCAAUGAGAUGGAAAACUUAUCAAUACAAACAAAAACCAGAUUUCCUAGAGAUUUAUUACGAAGAUUUACAGUAGGCAGCGCCGAUGCCGGACCUCAUCGAAGAUCCGAUCCGGAAGAGGAUCUGGGUUCGGGUUCCGGCGACGAGGUGGAGUUGAAUCUAGGGUUGUCGUUAGGCGGACGAUUUGGUGUUGACAAGAGUAAUACUAAGUUGUUGAGGUCGUCUUCAAUUGCUGCAAUUUUGCCGGUUGUAAGAGACGACGACGUGUUAGCUAGUGGUCAAGGGAGUACAGGUCCGGGUCGCUCUUAUUCCGGCCUUAUCCGAACAUCGUCCCUACCGGUGGAGACGGAGGAGGAAUGGAGAAAAAGAAAGGAGCUUCAGAGCUUAAGAAGACUCGCCGCAAAGCGCCGCCGGUCGGAAAAACAGAGAAAUUUGACUAGAGGUGAACGAGAUGAGUACGUGGCAGCUAUGAGCCGCGUCGGGUCCUCACCGGGACCGCCAUUCGGGUCGGAUAAAUGGCCGUCGAGUGGUGGAACAACGACAACCGGUGGUACUGGUAGUGGUGGUGGUGGUGUUGGAGGGUUGUCGUCGCCGGCUUCACAGGAGUCGCAAGGAAGUAUGUCAGAAUAUCAGAGUACGCAUCGUCAAGGAUCAAGCGGAAGUGGUGGAGAAACAAGCUCGCUACAAGAACGUAAUGAUCAUCAUGUGAUUGGUUCAUCAUGUUCAAAACCACCGGCGGGUGGUGGUGGUGGUGAUCACCGGGAAAGUACUCCGGCGAGGAAUCAGGGGAAGGAGACAGGGUCGAGUUCAAUGGAGGAGAUGCCUUGCGUUUUCACUCAAGGAGAUGGGCCAAAUGGAAGGGUGAUUGAAGGAAUUUUGUAUAAGUAUGGAAUAGGGGAACAAGUGAAGAUACUGUGUGCUUGCCAUGGUAGCUUUUUAUCUCCGGCGGAGUUUGUGAAACAUGCAGGCGGAAGUGACGUUCUUCAUCCAUUGAGACACAUCGUAGUUAAACCUAGUUCCUUCUCAUGAUCAUCGAUGAAAAAUGGUGGGGUCUUGAUUCUUAAUUAAUAUAUUAAUAUUGUUUUAGAUGUUUUUAUAGAGUAUUAUUAUUAUUAUUAUUAUUAUCAUCAAUUUUGAUGCAAGAUGAUAGACCCUUAGAGAUGAGUGAUGUUAUAUGAUAAACGAUAUGUAUGGGGCUUGUAAUUUAUCAAUGGAAGUGAAAGGAUUAGCAA
Messenger RNA from Lactuca virosa, 1539 nucleotides. The record is from the annotation of a GenBank genome assembly. NCBI's taxonomy places the organism in Eukaryota, Viridiplantae, Streptophyta, Magnoliopsida, Asterales, Asteraceae.